AUGGUUUCGUAUGACACUGUGCCGAUGGUCGAGGAGAAGACCAAGUACAUUGUUAAAAAGGGGCUGGGCGGAGCGAUGUGGUGGGAAGCCAGUGGUGACCGCGGGGCGAACAAGGCUACCAAGGCUGGUGGGAGCUUGAUGGCCACGUUCUACGAGGAUGCGGUUAAGAUGGGGAAGAAGUUUGACAAGUCUAUGAAUGUGUUGAGUUAUCCGGAGACCGCGAUGUACUUUUAA
Molecule: messenger RNA, 234 nt
Organism: Uncinocarpus reesii 1704
Lineage: Eukaryota; Fungi; Ascomycota; Eurotiomycetes; Onygenales; Onygenaceae
Exons: 2
Coding region: 1-234 (77 amino acids)
Biological process (GO): carbohydrate metabolic process
Source: RefSeq, a predicted model, not a curated record